Myxocyprinus asiaticus (Chinese sucker) is the source of this 5493-nucleotide messenger RNA. Its product is annotated as deleted in malignant brain tumors 1 protein-like. The record is from RefSeq and is a predicted model, not a curated record. The coding region runs from base 2432 to 4141 and encodes 569 amino acids. Gene Ontology annotation, cellular component: membrane. The transcript is spliced from 8 exons. NCBI's taxonomy places the organism in Eukaryota, Metazoa, Chordata, Actinopteri, Cypriniformes, Catostomidae.
GUGGAGCACUUCUAUUGUUUUGUUAUUUUUGUUUGUUUGUCAUGUGUUUAGUAAUCUUUUUUUUCAGUCAGUUUCACCAGAGACGAACUGCUGAACAUUCGAAGGCAUACACCAGUCAAUAUCUUCCCGGAUUUUGAAUAUUCGGACGUUUUGUUUGACAUUUUAGUCGGAGGCUCGGCUGUGUUGUUUAAACACGCUAUGAGACGCAGGCGAGGGAGAGGAGCCGGUGCGCUGGUCAAGCUCCGUAGGCGCGGCUUUCGAACAACACUGCCCAGCAUUCAUCUAGCAAAUCUCCGCGCUCUCCCUAACAAAACUGAUGAAUUACAUCUCCUCACCCGCACAAACAAGGACUUUUCAACCUCUGCUGCCUUGUGCUUCACAGAAACCUGGCUGAGUAAAGCCAUUCCUGACAGCGCAUUACAUCUGCCGGGCUUUCAGCUGUUCAGAGCGGAUCGCAUCGUGGAGUUAACGGGGAAAACAAAAGGCGGUGGAACAUGCUUUUACAUCAGUGAAAGUUGGUGUACAGAUGUAACAACGUUAAAGAGGAUGUGCUGUCCUAAUUUGGAAGCGCUCUUUAUUAACUGUAAGCCUUUCUACUCGCCGCAAGAGUUUUCCUCGUUUAUUCUGGUGAGUGUGUAUAUCGCGCCACAUGCGUGUGUGAACACAGCACUGCAACAGCUGGCUGAUCAAAUCACAGACACGGAACAACAAUACCUGGGCUCAGUUAUUAUUAUUCUUGGGGAUUUUACCAAAGCAAACCUCACACGUGAACUGCCCAAAUACAAACAGCACAUCACAUGCCCCACCAGAGACAGGAACAUACUAGAUCAUUGCUACACAACAAUAAAGGAUGUAUAUUGCUCUGUUCCUAGAGCUGCUUUGGGACUCUCUGAUCACUGUCUGGUUCAUCUUCCAACCUACAGACAGAAAUUAAAAUCUGCGAUCUAAAGCGAUGGACCAACGAAGCAGAGCUGAAACUACAAGCCUGCUUUUCACUUAUUGGAGUGUUUUUGAGGCUGCAGACACCAAUCUGGACGAGCUCACAGAUGCUGUUACAUCAUAUAUCAGUUUUUGUGAGAAUGUGCAUUCCUACUAGGACUUAUUUAACAACGAUAAACCAUGGUUUAAAGCGGAACUCAGGCAGCUUCGUCAGGCCAAAGAGGAUGCUUACAGGGGUGGGGAUAAAGUCUUGUACAGUCAGGCCAGGAACACACUGAACAAGGAAAUCAGAGUGGCUAAAAGAAGAUACUCUGAGAAGCUGAAAAACAAGUUUUCAACUAACGACCCUGCAUCAGUGUGGAGUGGCAUGAAACAACUUAUGAAUUACAGGACUCCUGCCCCCAACCCUGUGGUGGACCAACAACUGGCUGACGACCUGAAUGUGUUCUACUCUAGAUUUGAAAGGCCCAAUCUCACACCCCACACCCACUCUGACCUUCACUUCACACAAACACCAACACCUCCUGCAACCCCCCUCCUCCCCCUCCUGCUACUCAACUUUCACUUAAGAUCUGUGAAGAUGAUGUGAGCUGCGUCUUUCGACAACAAAUUAUAAGGAAAGCACAGGGCCCAGAUGGCGUUUCACCUGCAUGUCUUAGAUGCUGUGCUAAGGAUUAUUGGUUAUUCCCUACCUAUAAAGCUCAUUCUGAUUCUGAUUAAUGUGUACAUUUGUAUGAAAUUUAAAUGUAAAUUAAAUGUACACUUAAAGUGUGUAUGAAUGUCAGAUGGCCCCUGCCUCCAUUUACCUCGAGGCACCAGCUUAGGAAUUUCAACUUAACUGUAUAAAAUUGAUCCAAACUUAAGAUGGUCAACUGAUGCAUAAUCAAAGAAACAUGAUUUGUUUGGCUGGAUUAAAGGCUAGGAAGGAAUAGGACUGAUAAAUGUGAGUUUAAAAAGUCAAUGUAGUCUUAAUGUCCAGAUAUUGCUUUAGUUUAGUUACUUAGUUACUUUAAUUAUUUAACCCAGACAGGCAUUACAGCUACCUUGAUGUGCUCUACAUAUUAAUAGAAUAUAUGCUUUUUUUCAACAGGAACAUUAAAAGCUGAAAGCCAAUUGUACUGAAACAUGAGCAUUUUGCCAAAAAAAAAAAAAAAAAAAACACACAAAAAAAACGUUUUUUUGGAAUGUAAUUACAGGCUUAAAGCAAAUUAGAACAAACAACAGGCUAAGAAUUUUUGAGAAGUAGUUUGUGCCAUGACCUGGGAAAGAAAGCAGGCUGAGUGAGUGAAAGAGGGUUGUCACAUUCUUGUCACUUUGAUCACGUUGCAGUUUUUUCACAGUUUUUCUAUGAUGCGCUAUUAUUGCUCGAACUAUUUUACAAGUGAGUUUGGCUGAGUGAGUCGAGCAGUUCUGGGAUUUUUAUUUCUGUCUUGAAAAAGGCCAAGAUACACACAUUAUCAUCAGCUCAUUUAGAGACAACAUAGGAAGCACAAUGGGAAGAUCUCUUCUCACUUUCAUAUUGGCGAGUGCUUUCAGUUCUGUAACUGGAAAUAUCAGACUGGUCAGUGGUAGUAAUGGCUGCUCUGGUAGAGUUGAGGUCUUUUACAAUAGCCAGUGGGGAACAGUGUGUGAUGAUGACUGGAACAUGGAUGAUGCUGCAGUGGUGUGCAGACAGUUGGGAUGUGGAGAAGCUGUUACAGCACCGCAUAGUGCCCAUUUCGGCCAGGGGAGUGGUCUGAUCUGGCUGGAUAAUGUUGGAUGUUCUGGAAGUGAGAGCAGCCUCACACAGUGCUCACACAGAGGACUAGGAACACAUGACUGUUCUCAUAGUGAAGAUGCUGGUGUUGUAUGUUCAGGUCAUGCGUUAAGAUUGGUCAAUGGGUUUGAUUCCUGCUGUGGAAGAGUGGAAAUUCUUCAUAAUAGCAAGUGGGGAACAGUGUGUGAUAAUGAAUGGGACAUGAAUGAUGCUUCUGUUGUGUGCAAACAAUUACAAUGUGGCACAGCCAUCAGUGCACCUCAUAGUGCUGCCUUUGGUCGAGGCAGUGGAACAAUCUGGCUGGAUAAUGUUGGAUGUUCUGGAAGUGAGAGCAGCCUCACACAGUGCUCACACAGAGGACUAGGAACACAUGACUGUCAUAUUGGGAAAGAUGCUGGUGUUGUAUGUUUGGCAGGUGGCCUGCAGAUGCCCACCCUUUCCCUGAUCUCCACAAAUUCAGUUGUGUCUCCUGGAGAAAAUGUCCAGUUCAGAUGCACAACAUCUAACCCAAGGUGCCAGACUAAUGGUGAUUUCCACCUGUUCAGAAGCGGAUCAUCCAUGUACUCCCAAAGAAAUACAUCUAGUGUGAUUUUCAGUCUGACUGAUGUAAACAUCACACAUCACGGCCAGUACAGCUGUCAUUACUCUUACAACAGUGGUACUAUCAAGUCACCCAUGAGUAAGACUAUUCAAAUCACUGUAGUGAACUUGCAGCAGCCCAACAUUUCUUUUAGUGCUCCUGGUGGAUGGUUUGACCUGGGGUCUAAGGGGCCAGUGGUCACCAGGGGCCACAGUUUUACUAUCAUCUGCUCCACUGAAUCUCAGUAUCCUGGAGGCUUCUUCUACCUGUUCAGUGGAUCAAACAUCACUAGGAGACGAUCAGCUGUCAAUCACACUGCCCUCUUCUCCUUUCCUGUGGCUGAUUAUUCACAGCAGGGAAACUACAGUUGUGGUUAUGAAGUGAAUGUGUCCUCACGUGCCUUUAGUUCAGCUACCUCUCAACUGCUGGUUAUCACUAUAAGAAGUGUGGUAUUUACAUCCUUCCUGCUUUCUGUCAUUGGUGCUACGGUGUCAGCUGUACUACUCUUAUUUUGUGCCCUUAUCAUCAUCUUCCUAUGGAAGAGAAGACAAACCCAGAAGAAUGAGGAAAUUCAUAAGUGCUCCUUUAAAAAAGGUGCAGUUAAUACUUACAAAAGUGUAUCCCAUGACAAAAAUGAGGAGGAUGAUGAGGCUGACUAUGAAAAUGUAGAACCUAAUGAUGAAGACUAUGAGCAAAUGGACCUUGAAGACUCUGAAGAGGACUAUAUUAAUGUUGAUUCUGAACAGGGUUAUGUCAAUGUGGACACCGAUGACUCUGAAGAGGACUAUGUCAAUGUGGAAAUUAUACAGAAUAACAGUACAGAACACAAAUUUCAAGAUAACAUUUAUGAAAGCUAUGAAUAUUGAGUGAAUCCCCCCCCCCCCCCCCCCCCAAAAAAAAGAAUUAACAAAGAAUUAAAUGUGGUGUUAAUAUAACUGAAGAAAGAAGUCCAGUUAUCACUGAAUGCAAUGGAAUGCCAAGUGACAUUUUUUCAAAAUUGAUUUAGAAGAAAUGUGAAUGUUUUCAUUGCACUCAGAUUCUGUCACCAAGUUUUUUCUUGCUCUAAAAUGAGCCACAACAGUUUUUAUUGAUGCAUUUCUUUACUCACUGAAAGCUACAUGUGGACAAGAGUUCUACGACAAGCCUCGAUUGGAUAAAUAAACAAUCGAGCACUUUCACAAGGAAAAGUUAUACUCCAUCUUCAUGAUUAAUUCUUUUGUAGUGCGACAGAAAAGACACAGGAAGAGAGAGAGCGAACUCUGUGACUGUGAGAACUAAAAGUAACCACAACAUAAAUUUUCCAGAAAAUGUAAAAAAUAACCUUGCAAAAGCAGAUCGAACCUGCAUUUGGAUGAGAAGUUUAUUGCUUUUUGGAGUCAACAAUUAUGUUUGUAUGACAUAUCUAAUAUGUCAUAUCAUGACAGACUAUUAAAAGAAAAACAUUUCUGCUUCCCAGAUCUUAGCACAAUAUGACUAUAAAUGUGUAAAGCCUUUUACAUUUAAUACUUGGGUCUGAUAAUAUUUUAUAUAACGUAAACAAUAGCUUUAUAAUUGUAUACAGCUUUAGAUUAUAUAAAUAUAUUGUAGUCUACAUUUAUAUAACAUUAUGUAUAAAUAUGCAUACCUUACAAGUUUGUACUUUUGUUUAAUUUUAGUUUUGGUGCAUUAAUAUCCUUUUAAAUAGUUCACUUUCUACCAAAUGACACACGUUUGUUGCCCAGCUCUUUGCACAAUGUGACAAUAAAUGUGUGAAAGAAAAGGAUGUGAUUUAUGUUUGCUAUGCGUGCUCAAUAGGACAUGUCUUUAACAAACAACUAAACGUAGCAGAUGCUGCAGACUCUUGGAGUUAUAUUGAAAAAUACCUGUGUAUUCAAAAGCUUCAGGUUGAUUGGCUGUGAAAAUGGGGUGUGACAGUGAAGUGUUGAGAAAAGUCAAAAGUGUGACACCAUCCCUCCUUUAUUAAUCAGUAAGUGUGACAGGCUCACUGACUAGGAGGGAAAGAUCAGCAGCAACAGUCACUAAGUGUGACACCCCCCACCCAGACUGAGUUGUUCUGAGUCUGCUAGUGUGGCCCCAGAUUAAAACAUAAAAAUGAAGAAUGACUACCUAGAUUUAAAUAAAUAAUUGUGAUUUGAUAUGCCAUUCUAUGUUAUGUCCUAUUGAUUGAUUUAUUAUUUAUUUUGUGUGUCGAUUUAUACUCAUACCUUGUUUUAUAUUC